CCCAGAAACAUAGCUCGCGAAAAUGCAGAGACUCCUCUCAUCAAGCCUCCUCUCCAAGCGAUUCACAAACAGUUGCACUUCUUCACUUCUCCAUUCUCAACCUCACAAUUAUUUCGCUUCUCUCCCCAACCCGAAAAACUUCCUUCUUCAGUCUCAUCCUUUUCUUUCCUCUUAUGGUAAAUGCCCAAUUCGUCGUUCCCAUUCUUAUCACCCACAUCUCAAUGUUAAGGGCAGUAUUUUCCCCUGGUUCCGUCCCAAUCCCUCACUUCCCAAGCAGUUCUCGUCAAAUUCGCGCAAUGCCCACUUCAGGGAAGCCAGCGGAAGUCUCGUUCGACGCAAAGCUGGGGUUCUGGAGGCUCGUUUCGCUAGGGGAUACCGUGGAUUUGACAGGGGUUUACGUUCUUCCGGUCGUGACUGUUAACCACGAUUUCCUCUUCUUUUAUGCAAUUCCGAGACUCAUUGCUCGGAAUGGUGCUUCGUGUAUCUUAAAAUCUGACAAUAGCGGUCAUGCUGGUAAUCUAUCGCAUAGUUUGAGAUUAUGGUUUCAGCAGCUAACACCUAACGACAUGGUUUUGGGCUUGAUUAUGGCCAAUGCUGCUGUUUUCAUGUUGUGGCAGAUUGCAGACCGGAGAUUUAUGGUGGAAAACUUUAUGAUUUCAUUGGACAAUUUUAGAAGUGGCCGCAUUCACACAUUGAUUACAUCUGCAUUCAGUCAUAUGGAUAUCGAACACCUUCUUUCAAACAUGAUUGGGCUUUACUUCUUUGGGGUGAAUAUUGCUGAAAAUUUUGGACCAAAAUAUUUGUUGAAGUUGUAUCUCUGCGGAGCAGUUGGAGGCUCGGUGUUAUACUUGUUGCACCACUACUUGAUGGCUCUAUCAUCAAAGGAACAAGGAAUCUGGAAGAGAGACCCCUCAAGGACUCCUGGACUGGGAGCCAGUGGGGCUGUGAAUGCCAUCAUGCUGCUUGAAAUUUUCUUGAAUCCAAGGGCUACCAUUAUGUUUGAUUUCAUCAUCCCAGUUCCAGCCAUGUUACUGGGUGUCUUUUUGAUCGGGAAAGAUGUGUGGAGAAUAGUACAGGGAGAUAGCAAUAUCUCAGGAUCAGCGCACUUGGGUGGUGCUGCAGUUGCAGGUCUAGCAUGGUAUCAAAUUAGGAGAGGACGUUUCUGAGAUGUUGUGUAUCUUAUUGAUGGUGAUGGUAAGUGGUAACUAACAGCAAGAGGAAUAGAUUGAGUCUCUAGUUCUGGAGAUUGGCAAGGUUAACACAUUGGUUAGAAAGUAGUAAGGAAACUCAAGUCCGAGUCGGUUUGGUGUCUGAACCAACUGGGAAUAAGUAGAUGAUAAUAGGUUCUGUACAAGUUGCUUAGAACUGUUUGAUCGCACGGACUUGAAUUAAACUCUGCAGUGAAUUCUAGGAAGCAUCUUUGAAUUUCCAUGAUUUGCUAGGCCGUGGCGGAUUCCGGUUUCCGGAAUUUUUUUAUAAAGGGGUUCAUCUUCUAAAAUACAA
Molecule: messenger RNA, 1503 nt
Organism: Linum tenue
Lineage: Eukaryota; Viridiplantae; Streptophyta; Magnoliopsida; Malpighiales; Linaceae
Source: the annotation of a GenBank genome assembly